AUGAAGAGUGGAAAAAGGCAAAGAAAAGAACGACGACAGCUGAAAGGUGUUUGCAGAAUCCAACAACUUCCCCAUGCUUUAGUUAUGGACAUUCUCUCAAGGCUCUCCUCAGUCAAGAUCCUCUUCAACUGCAGGCGCGUUUGCAAAGAGUGGUUUAACAUAAUUUCUGACCCUCAGUUUGCUCGUCUACAGCUUCCCAGAUCAUCUAUCGGCGUUGCAAUGUUGAUCCAGUCAUAUUCUGACAGAAAACAACAAAGCAAUCUUGAUUUCACCUAUAUAGAAGAAAAGGCUGGUUCUAGUCAACCCUGGUUGGAAAGAAAGAAAUUUGCACCCCUUCCAAUUUCUAAAUAUGCUCUGAUAAACUCAUGCAAUGGCUUGCUUUGUUUGACAGGCAGUAAGGAAGGAGAAUUUUCAUUUUCAUUUUAUGUGUGCAAUCCAAUUUUGGGCCAGUACAUCACCCUUCCUAUUCCUUCACCUACUUUUAAGAAAGCAUGGAACGGGCUCUGCUGUAUGAAUGAUUUUGUUGCACUUGGCUUUAGUGCGUCCGCCAACAAAUACAAGGUGCUGCAAACAGACUAUGGCACCAGAGAGGCCUUUAUAUACAUCCUUAGUACAAGAGUUUGGAAAAGCAUCGGAAAAGCUCCUACAGGCACGUUCUGCCUUUCGUUCAAUGCUCUUCUGCACGAGUCUCUUCAUUGGAUUUCAUAUGGCAAUCCUUAUCCUUAUUGGAGGAUAUAUUCUUUCAACUUUGAAAGAGAAAAGUUUCGGUCACUACCACCACCGUCUAUAGAUGAUCAGAAGAUGGAUAAUUUGUUGAGGUUGGGAGUGUUAGAAAGUUCUCUCCUUUUAUGUGUCUUUCCACGGCAUCGUGUACGAUGUAAUGGGUGGGUUAUGAAGAAUUACGGUGUUCAAGAGUCUUGGACUAAAGCUUUUGUUGUGGAUCGAAAUCCACAAUUUGCCAGGACAGGUGUGUAUGAACCAAUUCUGUUCUUGAGCGAUGGGGAAAUCCUAAUGAAAAGUGAUUGUGGUGUGAUUCGUUAUAACUUAUAA
Messenger RNA from Rosa chinensis, 1050 nucleotides. RefSeq names its product F-box protein At3g07870. Bases 1 to 1050 code for a protein of 349 amino acids. Gene Ontology annotation, molecular function: protein binding. NCBI's taxonomy places the organism in Eukaryota, Viridiplantae, Streptophyta, Magnoliopsida, Rosales, Rosaceae. The transcript has a single exon. The record is from RefSeq and is a predicted model, not a curated record.